This is a messenger RNA of Prorocentrum cordatum, 1848 nucleotides long. NCBI's taxonomy places the organism in Eukaryota, Dinophyceae, Prorocentrales, Prorocentraceae. The record is from the annotation of a GenBank genome assembly.
UGCGGCUGGCUGCGGAUCGGAAGGUGGCUGCCGCCCCGCAGACGACCAGCGCUGAUUCCUCGCUGCCGCCGAGCGUGCAUCGGGCACCCUCGGAGGGUCUGGCCAUGCAGCCGGUCAAGCCCGUCAAGGUCGGCGGGGUGUUCCGCGGCGGCGGCGGCGCGCUGCCUUCGGCGCUGUGCUUGGCCAAGGCCGCGAUCGGGGCAGGCGUGCUGUCCAUGGGCGUGCACGCUGCGGAGGUGGGGCUGGCGUUCACGAUGGCCGCCCUGUGCGCUGGCGCGGGCCUCGCGGUGGUGAGCAUAUCGCUGAUCGCAAAGGCAUGCGUGUCCACGAACCGUUGGAGUUUCGAGGACAUUAUUGACGAACUGCUCCACCCUGCUCUGGCUCUCUGGACGGGCUUCGUCAACGCGGCGAACUGCCUGGGCUCGGCAGCGGGCUACCUCAUCGUGUGCGGGCAGGUGUUCGCUGUUCUGACGCACUGCGGCGAUGAAGACCGCAGGCUGUUUAUCGUGGGGGUCGGCGCGUGCAUCUGCGCGCCCAUGGCGUUGGCCCGGGAAGUGGGGUUCAUGAGGCAUCUGGCCGCCCUGAGUUUCGGAGCCAUAUUGUUGCUUGUUGUGUGCAUCGCCGUCUGGCCCAUCGAGCGUGGGAUCGACGACUCCGUCACGGCGGUUGGGCUGCUCGACGGCAAAGGAGGCGCGACGGCCUUCGCGUACAUGAACUCUGUGAACAACAUGAUCUUCGCGUACAACAAUCAGUUCAACGUGCCGCAGGUUACGGGUGAGCUCACCCCUCAGCCAGGAGUUCGUUGGAUGACCAACGUUGCGCUUGUAUCCACGUCCUUGACGUUCCUGUUGUACGCCUCGGUGUCGGCAGUGGGCGUCCUGGCUUUCGGCCUUGAUGACCAACAGGAUACAUUCGUGCUCGACUUGGCCAGAGACACCAAGAACCCACUCGUGUUCACGACGCUUCUGGCUGUCAUGUUCAGCGUCAUCGUGUGCUUCCAGUUUCACGUCUACCCGAUUCGACAGUUCUGCGCGUACAACAUCCGCAAGUUGCGGGGCAUGGCCACUGAUGAGAAGGAGGGAUCCGACAAGGUGAUCAGCGGGCGCUCCUUGACCAGAUGGCUUGAUAUCUUCUGCGCGCUUGCCGCGGUGCUCAUCGCGUCGGUGCUCACGGAGAUCACGGUGCUCCUCGACUUCAUCGGUGCUUUUGCGGGUGCGUGGACCUCAUACGUGGUCCCUCCUCUGUGGGUGAUCGUGCUGCGCCACCGAGCGCAGGGGUUCUCGUGGUGGAGUCCCGAGGUUGCGGGCUGCGUUGCCCUUUUCGCGCUGGGCACGUGCCUCUUCGCCUUCGGCACGUUUUCUGCGAUCGUGGGAUGAGCCCCGUCGACGCUCAAGGCAUUCUGCCCAGCGAGAGGACAGGCUGCGCCAUUGCCGUACACGCGCCUUUCCAACUGCGCUUCCCGCGCAGCCCCGCCACGGAUGAGCAUGAUCCCGUCGGGAGUUACAGUUGCCCAGUGGGCACUUCCAUCCAGGACGCGUGGACCAAGCAACAGUCUUGAUCUGCGUUCACGGCGGCGCUGCGAUUCCAAUCGAGAAAUUGUUCAGUUGUUCCCGCUUGCAGUUCACAAGAGCCGCAGCGAAUGUCGUCACAAUGACGAUCACAUGGUUCAUGCUGAUCAACAGCCCUCCGCAGCGCGAUUCACUCAGUUAAGCGCUAGAAUCGCAUUCUUCGAAGCGGGUCUCCGAGCUGCAGCGCAGGGCAGUUACGUACAGAAUACGUAUUGGAAUGACGGCCGCAUGUCGGCGCACCCUCCGUGUCAGCGCAUACCAGCGAAGCUUGGCGAACAAA